Branchiostoma floridae (Florida lancelet) is the source of this 4236-nucleotide messenger RNA. Its product is annotated as multidrug resistance-associated protein 4-like. Gene Ontology annotation, molecular function: ATP hydrolysis activity; ABC-type transporter activity; ATP binding. The transcript has 29 exons. Gene Ontology annotation, cellular component: plasma membrane. NCBI's taxonomy places the organism in Eukaryota, Metazoa, Chordata, Leptocardii, Amphioxiformes, Branchiostomatidae. Gene Ontology annotation, biological process: transmembrane transport. The record is from RefSeq and is a predicted model, not a curated record. The coding region runs from base 102 to 4118 and encodes 1338 amino acids.
UGAAUUGUCCCAGUCCGAAGCAGACAAACCUGUUCCACGUUAGUAUUGAGUAAAACUACCUUUAGUUUGCAUCAUCAACAACAUCGUUUUCAUUCCUCAUCAUGGUGAAAAAGCGGAGAUACAGUAAAUCGGAUAUCCGCACUGAUCUACAGGACAGCUUUGGAUCAGAUGUAUUUGGUUCAGACGACAAGGCUUCACUUCUGACUGAGAAGAAGAAGGAUGGAAAAAAACGGUCAAACCAAGAUGCCCGAGGUGAGAGGCGAAACCCCAUGGAAACGGCCAACUGGUUCUCCAAGCUCUUCUUCUGUUGGGCCAACGCCAUUGUGGCGACAGGUUACAAGCGGAGACUGGAGAAUGCGGACCUGUACCCACUGAGAGAGAAGGACACGUCACUGGUGGCUACUGACGAGUUCAGACCUUAUUGGGAAAGAGAAUUAAAGGAAGCUACGCCGAAGAAGCCUGCCAGUCUACCGAAAGCCCUGUUCAGAUGCUACGGCCUGAGAUAUAUCCUAAUUGGCAUCAUGUACAUAUAUGAGGAAGCUGCCGAGUUGAUAGAGCCGAUCAUCAUGGGAUACAUCAUCCAGUACUUCCAGCCCGGCAGUACCAUGACUCUCAGCGAUGUCUACAUGUACGCGGGGAUCCUGGCGGCCGUGGAUUUCUUUGAGGUCAUCAUUGGCUACUACGAGUGGCCGGUCAGUAUGUGGGGAUGGAACAUGGGGACGGCACUAUGCAACCUUGUGUACGAAAAGGUUUUGAGACUGAGCACUGGCGGUCUUGCAAAGACUUCAACUGGCCAAGUCGUCAACAUCUUCGCAGAAGAUGUGGACGGAUUCGAAGAUGUGUUUGACGGUCUCCACGACAUUUGGAUGGGUCCCCUCCUGACCAUAGUGAUCUCAGCGUACCUGAUCAACUUCAUGGGCGUGUCUAUCCUGGCGGGGUUCGCUUACAUAGUCGUGACGUUAGUCAUCGAUCUGUCAUUGACACCACUUCACAUCAAAUAUGGUGUGUUGGAAAACCAGACGGGAGACGCGCGUGUAGACAUGAUGAACCAGAUUCUGCAGUCGAUCCGGAUGAUCAAGCUCCAGGCGUGGGAGAAACCCUUCACUGACGUCAUCAACAAGCUGAGAAAGGCGGAGUUAUGGAUCAUACUGAAAGGUGACUUAGUGAUGGGUGUGAGUGAGAUUAUUGACUGGUUGGGUUUCGAUCCCCCCAUUUUCUUGAUCAUCCUGACGUACGUCUUGACGGGUAAUGAGCUGACAGCCGAGAAGGUGUUCGUGAUGAUGGCGUACAUGGAGCUACUGGAGGAAGCUGUGGAUGACUUCCCAGAUGCGAUAGAAGAACUGGCAGAUGCCAAAGUUUCAGUCGAUCGCCUACAGACAUUCCUUGCACUGGAUGAGCAACAGCCUCUGGAGCCUGACAUCGAUUCAUCUACCAAACAAGAUCAGGACAGAAAUCCCUCCACCGAGCUCGGCCCGAAGGGAGUGACUGUGGACAUUAACACAGCAAGAUGGAAGAAGUCCACGACACUGAGAAAUAUCAAAGUCGAUAUCAAAGAAGGCGAACUGAUCGUUGUCAUAGGACCCACUGGCGCUGGAAAGACCGCACUACUGUGCACGAUUUUGCGGGAACUUUCGAACGUUGACGGUAAGGUGGACGUACGGGGAACGCUGGCUUUCGCAGCCCAGGAGCCGUGGGCUUACCCGGACACCAUCAAGAACAACAUCGUAGACUUCGGGAAACCAUUCGACCAAGAAAAGUACGACAGAGCCGUCAGCGUCUGCAAGAUGGAAAGGGAUAUAAGCAGAAUGAGUCACGGAGAUGAGACGUACAUCGGGGACAGGGGGGUCACUCUAAGCGGGGGUCAGAAGGCGCGACUCAGUCUAGCCAGAGCUGUGUAUAUUGACGCAGACAUUUACCUGUUGGACGAUCCUCUAAGUGCUGUGGACGCUGCAGUUGGUAGAAAACUCUUCAACAAGUGCAUAUUGGGAGAGCUCGGAAGCAAAGCCCGGAUCCUAGUGACACAUCAGAUGCAGUUCCUGAAGAAAGCUGACAAGAUUCUUGUUUUGGACCAGGGCAAGCAGGUUGCCUUCGGAACAUAUGAAGAAGUUGCUGCGUCUGGAGUUGACUUCACGGAACUUAUGACGUGCGCGGAUGAAGAUCUAGAUGGUACCAAGGACGAGGAAAGCUCAGUUGAGAGCUUUUACGGCAGCAGGACCAGCGUAGCAGGAGCUCCAGAAAAGUCUUUAGCCAAGUCGACCAACUUCGUGGAAGAAGAAAGGGAGGGAGGCAGCGUAGGAUGGCGGGUUUACUACAAGUACCUCACGUCGGGACCUCCGACUUGGGUCCUACCUAUAGUGGUGUUCGUCCUCAUCUGUUUUGAGGGCCUUGAUUUGUUUUCGGACUGGUGGCUGGCUCACUGGGUUGAUAACAUUGCUCUCCUGAACGAUACUCUCCCGACUGGUGAGCUUCGGCCGAUUCCCGGGCCAGUCUCGCUAUAUCACCUUAAGGUGUACGCAAUCCUUGAGGGCCUCGGGACCUUUCUGGCCAUCGUAUCACCUGCUCUGCUAAUUUACGUCACCUACGUCGCUUCCGUCAAUCUUCACAAUAUGAUGUUCAACGCGGUCAUCAGGGCUCCCAUCAACUUCUUUGACAAGAACCCCAGUGGGAGGAUUCUGAACAGGUUUGCUGACGACUUGGGUGAGGUGGAAGACGAGAUCCCUGAGGAGUUCAUUGACGGCGUCGAGACUCUCCUUGGAGCCAUUGGCGCCGUUGCGAUGGUGUGCAUCGCUAAUCCCUGGGCUAUCCUGCCGGCCAUCCCGCUGUUCGUCGCCUUCAUACUCAUGUACAUCUACUUCAUCCCUGUCGCCAGGCAUUUGGCGAGACUGGAUGCCACAAAUUCCAGCCCCAUCUAUACGCACGCGUCCUCAGUGAUGGACGGCCUGUGGACCAUCAGAGCUCUGUCCGCGCAGGAGAACUUCAAGAAGCGGUUCAGAGCUAUCGUCGAUCGGCACAACGAGGUGGAGUUCCUCGACAUGGCGACAGAGGCCUGGUACGAGGUCCGGAUGGAGCUCCUGAACGCCGUCUUUGUCACCUGUGUCACGUUCUUGUGUAUCUUCUCUGCAGAAAGUCUCGGCGCUGGGAUUGUCGGUCUUACUCUGACCUACGCGCUUUCCAUGGACGAACACUGUGAGGAAAUUGUGGAGUCCAUGACAGAAAUGGAGGGGGUGAUGAUCCAUGCGGAGAGGGUGCUAGAAUAUGUCGAGUUGGAGCCCGAGGCGCCGUGGGAGACGGACCACAAGCCGCCUCCCGGCUGGCCGUCAUACGGCGCGAUCGAUCUGGAUGGAGUCUACCUUUCCUACGACGAGCACGACCCGCCCGUUCUGAGGAACAUCAACCUGAACAUAGUUGGAGGAGAGAAGGUGGGUAUAGUAGGCCGUACCGGCGCGGGGAAGAGCUCCCUGUUCACGGCGCUGAUGAGGUUGGUUGAACCGGCAGGCAGUAUCCGCAUCGACGGGGUGGACAUCUCUAAACUGGGACUGCACGAUCUCAGGAAGAAGAUCUCCGUAAUCCCACAAGAUCCCACCAUGAUCAAGGGAAGCUUACGGAGAAACCUGGAUCCUUUGGACGUCCACUCGGAUCACGCUUUGUGGACAGCACUGGAUGAGGUAAACAUUGCCGAAGAUGUGCGGAGGCUUCCCUACCGACUUGCCACCGAGGUCGGAAGGAGUGGCAGUAGUUUCAGCGUGGGGCAGAAGCAGCUUCUGUGUCUGGCACGGACCAUUCUGGGCUACAACCGGAUCCUGCUCAUCGACGAGGCGACGGCGAACAUGGAUGCUAGAUCUGACAAGCUGGUUCAGAAGACUAUCAGGGAGCGGUUCGAACACUGCACCGUGCUGACGAUCGCGCACAGACUCAACACUGUCAUCGACUCCGACAGGAUCUUGGUGAUGGAGGAUGGUCGUGUAGCCGAGUUUGAUGAACCACACCUUCUGCUGACGCAAUACCAAGAUGGCGUCUUCAGCAAGCUGUUGUCGGAGGUUGGAGAAUCAAUGGAACGUGAGCUGAGGGAGGCCGCCCGCCAGAGUUACCUGCAAAAACACGUCCAACAGAAAUCAUAAUAACAGCCGAACAAGUUUGGGUUUAACGGCCCGAUAUAUAACGCUAGCUCACCUUUAUUAGCGGGGUAACCUAUACCCGUUGUACCUAAACGGCAGGAUAUUUAGGAAUAUCACGUAC